CCGCCCCCGCGCGGCCGCUCUCGCUCCGCGCCGUUCGCUCUCGCGAGAGCCGUGCCGGGAGGCGGCCGAGCCGGCGCUGAGGGCCCGCCCGCCAUGGAGGCCCCGCGGGCGCUGCCGCUGCUCCCGCUGCUGCUGCUGCUGCUCCUGGGGCUCUGCGCCGCCGACAGCUCUCACACCGGGCCCGGCGGCUCGGAGGGAGCCGGAGCGGCUGGCAGCCACGAGCACACGGCAAACGGAAACGAGCAGAGCAACGAGGGAAAGCUCAGCAGUGGUGACACGCAAACAAACCCGAGCAGCGCGGAUGAGAACACGGCAAACAGCCAGCAGGACAGCAGCCUGACUGAAAAGGGCACCGAGGAGGAGAAGGAGAAACAGUCCCAGAAAGGCUCAGAGGCUGCUCAGCAUGGCCAAGGUGCCAAUGGCAGUGCUGGAAGCGGCGGGGCAGCAGGGCAGCAAGGAGCUGUGAGCCAGGGCAGCAACGGUGGUGACACAGGCAAUGGUGGGCAGGAGGGCACAGCGGGCAGCUCCGCUGGCCAGGGCAAUGCCAACAGUGCCAGCGGUGGCCAGGGCAACACCAACAGUGCCAGUGAUGGCCAGGGCAAUGCCAACAGUGCCAGUAAUGGCCAGGGCAGCACCAACGGUGUCAAUAAUGGCCAGGGCAGCACCAACGGUGGCACUGGUGUCCAGAGCAGCACCAACAGUGGCACCGAUAGCCAGAGCAACCCAAGCAGUGGCACUGUUAGCCAGGGCAGCACCAACAGCGUCAGUAAUGGCCAGGGCAAUGCCAACAGUGCCAGUGAUGGCCAGAGCAACGCAGGGACCAGCACUGGAGGCACGAGCAGCACAGGCAGUGGCACUGGUAGCCAGGGCAACACAGGGACCAGCAUUAAUGGCGAAAGUGGCAGCCAGAACAACAACAACAAUGGGCAGAACGGUGUCAGCCAGAACAGCCAGGGUGGCAGCCAGGCAGGGGACAAUGACAACAGGGGCAGCAAGGAGGGCAAGGAGAGCAGUGGCAAGGGUAGCAAUGGCAAGGACGAGAACAAAAAUGGCAGCACCAACCAGAACAGCAACAACCAGAACAGCAACAACCAGGACGACAGCAAGAAGGAGCAGGGCACCAAUCAGGGCAGUGAUGGCAAGGACAAGAACACAAGUGGCAGCACCAACCAGAACAUCAACGACCAGAACAUCAACACCCAGGACCAGAGCAACACGCAGGGUGGCAGCAGCCAGGGCAAUGGUGACAGGAACCAGGCUGGCAACGGGGCCAGCAGCCAGGGCGGGCAGCAGGCCCAGGCUGAGAGCCAGGGCAGCGCUGCUGAGGAGCAGCCUCAGGGCCAGGAUGGCGCGCAGCAGCCCCAGGAGGAGCAGGGCCCUGUGUCACAGCCAGCUCCCUCCCCCGGGGAGGGUGACAGCUCCUUGGAAAACGAAGAGAGCGCCGCGGAGGAGGUGGCCAAGGCCGAGGAGGGCAGUGACACCUCCCUGGACCUGCACAGGGACCAGAGUGUCCCCUCCCUGCCCAGGGCCCGCUCGGAGAGCAGCCACUUCUUUGCCUACCUGGUGAGCACGGCUGUGAUUGUGGCUGCCCUGUACGUGGCCUACCACAACAAGCGCAAGAUCAUUGCUUUUGCUCUGGAAGGAAAAAGAUCAAAAACUGGUCGACGGCCCAAAUCUGGUGAUUAUCAGAGACUGGAUCAGAAGAUCUAGAUUCCUCCUCAGAUGCUGGCGGGGAUGCAGUGCUGCCACAGCUGGAUUCCAGUCCACGGGAAGGAGGGGAAACGCUUUUUGUUUUGCACCUGCACCUUGAUAAAACCUCUCACUUCCCUAAAUCGCUCCUUUCCCAGCUGCCUUGUUUUCCCCCUGGGUGUCUGGCUGCUGGAAAAGCCAGACCCUGAACUUGUGUGUCCCAAUGCAAUGGAAUUUGCCAUCUGCUGGACUGACCCCUCCUUCUGGGGGGGGAAAUUAAGGAUCUGCUGCACAAUGAGCCAUGGGACUGUCCCUUGCCUGGGAGCAAAGCUGCCUUGCUCUCCUCCUGCCCCUUCUCCAGCUCCUGGGUUUGGAUGCUCAGGUUGGGAGCAUCUGAGUUCUCCUGUGCUCCUUUGGAACUGACCCAGCACAGGCUCAGAUUUGGGUUUUCUCUCCCUGAUCAGCUCUCACACCCAGAUUCCCUUUUCCACACACCCCUUUGGCCGUGCUGGAGCAGUUUUUGUAGCUCUGAUUCCUGCUCCAUGCAGCUCUCUUCCCUCCCAGUGCUCCCAGUUCAGCUGUUGCACUGGGGGUGUUGGUUGUGGAGGGGGUCAGGCUGAGGGGGCUCCAUGCCCUGGUGGGUCAGGGAUUCAGGUGGGAACAUUGCUUCCUGCCCUUGUCAGGUGUGGGAAGGAAGGAAUGUAAAUCCCUGAGGAGUUUGGGAUGAGGGAAGCUCCCAGUCCCUCCAGUUUGGGCUGGCACUGGGCAGCCCAAGGAUUGGUGCCCCACUUACACCUCUGAGGUGAUUUUCAUUCCUGCACUUCUACUCCCCAGAGGUUUCUGGAGGGGGCACAAAGUACCUGCUUGGCUCCUGCUUUGGGUUUUUCCAGGGGAAAAAAAACGAUUUGAGGAGCCCAGAGCUGCUCAGGUGGGCACCCAGCUGUGCCACAUCAGGUGCCAGGCGUGUGCCAGUCCCACACUUGCUGACUGACUGCACGGGGAGAGUCCCAGAAUGGUUCAAUUCCCUCCUGGGGGGCUUUUUUCUGGCCGUGCCAGGCUGGGGAGCAAUCAGCUCCUUGCCCUGUGGUCACCUUGCACAAGGGCAGGGCUGUUUGCUGGUCACUGUGAAAGCUGCAGCUCUACUUUUGAUUUCCUAACGCUUCAUUCCAAGAGGGGAGGGAGGGCUUGGCCUUCUCCAAACCCUAAAACCAUCCUUUCCCUUUUUGCUGGCUCUUGGCAAGCUUGAGAGUCCCCGUUGGCUUUAAAGAGCUCUCAGGGUUUCCCUAGGAAUGCUAGGAUGCUAAAAGGACUUCCAGGAGUUGUUUGGAGAGCAGGAGGGUGGAGGGAAAGGGAAACAGGGCUGGGAAUGCAGCUCUGGGGAAAAAGGCUGGGAAGCUCCUGCCCCAAAACAGCCUCCUGAGGGGUCAGCCAGGCCUGGGGAGGGCACAGUGGCUUUUGGACACAGCAGGGAGAAAACCCUGCUGCAGUGUCUGGGGUUCCUGGCCUGCUCUGGCCAGGGUUUUUUUGGAGUGUGUGCUCUUUUUGGAGUGUGAGUGCUCUGCGCUUGCUUUGUCCUGGUUUGUGGUUUUUUUUAAACUGAUUAAUAAUUUAGAAAGGCUUUCUAUUUUUUCUCAGCAUCUGCUUCCUUUUCUAUCCUGGGAGCUGUUUCAACCCCUCUCUUGCCCCAGGCUGUGGGAAUGGAAUUUUGGACCUCAAGCACCUGGAUCCCAGGCUGAGCCAAGCAUUCCUGAGUGGGUCUGGGGAGAGGCACCUCUCACACCAGGCUGAAUUGAGGGCUUUUCCCCCAAAAUCCCCCCACCAGCACUUCCCAAGGGUGAUGUGCCAACAGUCUGGGCUGCCCCAAACCUCUGGGGUUUGCUCCCAGUGUGUUGAGUGUUGUGGUGGUUGUGCAACGUGUCCCAAAGGAUCAAGGUGCACAGAACCUUUUCCCUUUGGACACACGUGCUUCCCACGGAUGCUGUCUGUUGGUACAGAGGGUUUUUUUGCCAAAUAUUCCUACUUUCUAGGCUUGAACCAGCACGUGAUUUGUUUUCUGCUGCAGUGCAAUGCACCUUGCUUGGAAGGAUCAGAAUUUUUUACAGUUCUUUGUACUGUUCUUUUUUAUUUUCUGUGUGGUGAAAUCAGCAAAUGGAUUAAAAAACACCCAAAAGGUUGAGUUUUCACUUC
This is a messenger RNA of Passer domesticus (house sparrow), 3876 nucleotides long. It is a transcript of the gene TGOLN2, whose product is annotated as trans-golgi network protein 2. Lineage: Eukaryota; Metazoa; Chordata; Aves; Passeriformes; Passeridae. The transcript is spliced from 4 exons. Bases 94 to 1710 code for a protein of 538 amino acids. The record is from RefSeq and is a predicted model, not a curated record. Gene Ontology annotation, cellular component: trans-Golgi network transport vesicle; endosome; trans-Golgi network.